CGUUGGGUCCGGGCGGGAGCCCCCACGGCGGCAGGCAGUAUGUCGGUGGCGGGGCUGAAGAAACAGUUCUACAAGGCGAGCCAGCUGGUCAGUGAGAAGGUCGGAGGGGCCGAAGGGACCAAGCUUGAUGAAGACUUCAAAGAGAUGGAGAAGAAGGUGGAUGUUACCAGCAAGGCUGUGACAGAAGUGCUGGCCAGAACCAUUGAGUACCUGCAGCCCAACCCAGCUUCACGGGCCAAGCUCACGAUGCUCAACACGGUGUCCAAGAUCCGAGGGCAGGUGAAGAACCCUGGCUACCCACAGUCAGAGGGCCUGCUGGGCGAGUGCAUGAUCCGCCACGGGAAGGAGCUCGGUGGCGAGUCCAACUUCGGGGAUGCCCUGCUGGACGCGGGGGAGUCCAUGAAGCGCCUGGCAGAGGUGAAGGAUUCUCUGGACAUAGAGGUCAAGCAGAACUUCAUCGACCCCCUACAGAACUUGUGUGACAAAGACCUAAAGGAGAUCCAGCACCACCUGAAAAAGCUGGAGGGCCGCCGCCUGGACUUCGACUACAAGAAGAAGCGACAGGGUAGGAUCCCCGACGAAGAGCUGCGCCAGGCCCUGGAGAAGUUUGAGGAGUCCAAGGAGGUGGCCGAGACCAGCAUGCACAACCUCCUGGAGACCGAUAUCGAGCAGGUGAGCCAGCUCUCCGCGCUGGUGGACGCCCAGCUGGACUACCACCGGCAGGCCGUGCAGAUCCUGGACGAGCUGGCUGACAAGCUCAAGCGAAGGAUGCGGGAAGCCUCCUCUCGUCCCAAGCGGGAAUACAAGCCCAAGCCUCGGGAGUCCUUCGACCUUGGGGAGCCUGAGCAGUCCAAUGGGGGCUUCCCCUGUGCCACAGCCCCCAAGAUCACACCUUCAUCAUCUUUCCGGUCUUCCGACAAGCCCAUCCGGACCCCUAGCAGGAGCAUGCCACCCCUGGACCAGCCGAGCUGCAAAGCGCUGUACGACUUCGAGCCUGAGAACGCCGGGGAGCUGGGCUUCCACGAGGGCGACGUCAUCACGCUGACCAACCAGAUCGAUGAGAACUGGUACGAGGGCAUGCUCCACGGCCAGUCGGGCUUCUUCCCCCUCAGCUACGUGGAGGUGCUGGUGCCCCUGCCGCAGUGAGGGCGUCAGCCCCGUCCACACGGCCUGCAUCCCGCCUGCGUCUGUGGCACUCCUGGGGCUAGGGGCAGAGUGGGGAGGCAAGCCGCCCCC
Messenger RNA from Odobenus rosmarus divergens (Pacific walrus), 1236 nucleotides. RefSeq names its product SH3-domain GRB2-like 1 (gene SH3GL1). Gene Ontology annotation, biological process: synaptic vesicle uncoating. The record is from RefSeq and is a predicted model, not a curated record. Lineage: Eukaryota; Metazoa; Chordata; Mammalia; Carnivora; Odobenidae. Gene Ontology annotation, molecular function: protein binding. The coding region runs from base 40 to 1146 and encodes 368 amino acids. Gene Ontology annotation, cellular component: cytoplasm; presynapse; glutamatergic synapse. The transcript has 10 exons.